Molecule: messenger RNA, 1014 nt
Organism: Microplitis demolitor
Lineage: Eukaryota; Metazoa; Arthropoda; Insecta; Hymenoptera; Braconidae
Product: phenoloxidase-activating factor 1-like
Exons: 7
Coding region: 1-1014 (337 amino acids)
Biological process (GO): proteolysis
Molecular function (GO): serine-type endopeptidase activity
Source: RefSeq, a predicted model, not a curated record
AUGUAUCAAGGUGAUUUUUAUUCACGUGAUUAUCGAUAUAGUAAUACAUUAGCAUGUCCAGAUAAUAAAAUAUGUAUUCCACUGGAUUAUUGUUCUGAUAUAGUGACAUUAUUAAAUGAAGCUACUAUUCCUAUCCAUCGAUUUCGACAAGCUGUUUGUGGCUACGUAGGAAAAACAGCUAAAGUUUGUUGUAAUUCACCUCGUGACAUUGGCAAUUAUAAUCCUGAUUAUAGUAAUAAAAAUCCAGAUCAUUCAUCAGAUCCUAAACCACGGGACUGUGGGCAAAGUUUAAUAAGAAGUUAUACUUCAACUUUAGGAGCAUAUCCUUUUGUUGCGAGAAUCGGAUUUAUUAAUCUAUGUGAUGGAAGUAUUAAAUAUCCUUGUACUGGAACAAUUUUAAAUGAACGAACUGUAUUAACUACUGCAACAUGUGCUUUAGCUAAUUCUGACGAUUAUAAACUACAUUCAGUAUUAAUUGGCGACUUUGAUACAUCAACAAAUCCAGAUUGUAAUAAACUAUUUUGUGCAUAUUGUUCACAAUCAUAUGAUAUAUCUUACGUAGUAAAACAUCCAAAUUUUAAAGCUGAAACAUAUGAACGCAAUAUUGCUCUUGUUCGUCUCAAUAAAUCUAUUGCAUUUACACUAACAGCACAACCUAUUUGUUACUCUGAUCAACAAUAUAUUACAAUCGGUAGUACUGCAAUACUUGUAGGCUGGGGAAAAUUAUCAGAUAAUAUAAAAUCAACUGAACAACAAAUAUUACCAAUUAAAAUAUUACAAACACAAAAUUGCGAUGAAUUCAUGUCUCAAGGUUUUGAUGUUGAGCUCUGUGCCGUUGGUUAUCAAGAUCCUUGUUCAGGAUUCAGUGGCAGUCCUUUAAUCACUCGUGAUGGAAGUGGUUUUACAGUGAUCGGAAUGUUAUCUUAUGGUUCUAGUUGUGAUGCAAAUAAACGUUUACCAUCAGUAUUUGUAAAUAUUCAAAAAUACGCCUUGUGGAUAACGGAAAAUUCUUGA